This is a messenger RNA of Trypanosoma grayi, 1668 nucleotides long. RefSeq lists its product as hypothetical. The record is from RefSeq and is a predicted model, not a curated record. NCBI's taxonomy places the organism in Eukaryota, Euglenozoa, Kinetoplastea, Trypanosomatida, Trypanosomatidae. The transcript has a single exon. The coding region runs from base 1 to 1668 and encodes 555 amino acids.
AUGGCGCGUGGGCGGCGGCCCGCGGUGGCACCUGCGAAGAGGGUCACCAAGAAGGUGCCGGUCGAUACGUCGUCAUCCAUAGCCGAAGCCCUCCGACAGGCCUCCGCCGACGGUGACGAUGACGGUGUUGUGCUUGUGUGCAGAAAAGUGGCUGGAAGGCGUGGCAGGACUGCCGCAGACAAGCCAGGGUCAUUAUCCCAGCGGCAGGAUUGUCGUUUGCAUUUGCAACCAACGGCACCAGAUGUGAGCUUCUGGAAGGGAGUCUGCCGGCACACUACACUGGUGCAGGCAUUGGCAAACAUUGGGACGCUUGUGGAAGCGGAGCCUACAUUGCUGUUCGCAUCCCCUCACCCGCGAUACCCGUUUUCAGCGUUGUCGGUGGAUCGGUUACGGACAGCCAUUCAGGCUGUCGUCGAUGCCAACUUCAUCCUGCAAUCUACAUACGGUGGUGAUAGUAAGCCCGUGUCACCGAGUGAUUCGCUCCACAAAAAAUGGGAAAUUGUGCGGAAAUUGGUUCAGCUCUCUGAAGCGGCGGUGCCGAUGAAGACGUCUGUCCUUAAAUACGCUGCCAUGACGAGCAAUGGCAACAUGAGUACAAGCAACAGCGCUGAAGUUUUGGUACCUCCAACCACCCCAUGGGCCUUACAGGACCGUUUACAACGCCUUAAGCGUCUUUGGCAGCUGCGGGAGUGCCAGGUGCACAUUAUUUCAGAACUUCGCCUCUGCAAGACGAAGCGUGAUGUGGCGGUUGCCCUCCUCGGUCCCUCGAUGGAUGCGUCCAACACUGUCGAGCCACUGCCUGGGAUGAGCUCCUGGCACCAGCGGGAGCAGUCUCUCAUUAAGGGUUUGGUGGACCAGGUCAAUGAUGAUAGUCCCUGCAGCGAAUCAUGGGGCGCCCCAUUUGCUCCGGCUUUACGUGUUUCCGGUGGCUCGUACGUCCUGCAACGGCGCUUUCGGAGCGAGGCGUUGGUCUCUCUGCUGGAGGCUGCCGAGUUCUUUGGACUGCCGCCGUUUCUGCGUUCAAUCCGCGUUAGUGGUGGGCGAGCACGCCCCUUUUCGCUGCAAGCUGCGCCCACUGUCACGCCAAUGGAGGUUGGAGGCACCGCGCACUCCGUAGAGGAGCCGCUGCCGUAUUUCUUCCCGUUGCCGUGCGAUCUGGAUCCGCGCUGCUACGAGGUACCACCGCCGGGCCAAGCGAAGCUGGUCCAGGAGGAGCUGAUUGACUUGGCGUGCCGCCACUGCCGCUUUGGGGCGCUGGUGGGGGAGGCGGAUCAGGUGCUGGCGCUGCUGCACGCUAGUGCUGCGUACCGGCAGCGGGUAAAGGCGGAGCAGGUAGCGUUGAAGAGUGAGCUGGCGGAAAGUGAUCGGGCGCCCGGGGUGGGCGCAGGUCCGGGAGAGGACCCGCUUCUCGCUUAUGCGCAGCUGCUGGCCACCGCCGCACAAGAGGGAAGCAAGAAGGAAGGGGAGGUGCAUUGGCUCUGUGGCAACCACUGGAGUUCCACGAUGAGCUACUACGCGUUGGUGCUUGCAGCGGUGCCGCCGCACACAAGGGGCGAGGAAGCAGAGGAGCAGGAGGACAUUGACGGAGACGAAUGUGCGGCGCGGCGGAGUGAUGAUGCCACAACGCUGUACUACGUGGCCGCCGUUUUGGAGCUCACUCGCUCGUAA